Molecule: messenger RNA, 2232 nt
Organism: Theileria annulata
Lineage: Eukaryota; Apicomplexa; Aconoidasida; Piroplasmida; Theileriidae
Product: Theileria-specific sub-telomeric protein, SVSP family, putative
Exons: 1
Coding region: 1-2232 (743 amino acids)
Source: RefSeq, a predicted model, not a curated record
AUGAAUAUAUGUAUAACAUACACACAUUUAUUUUUCUUUAUACUAAUUGGUUAUGUAAGAUCUUCAGAUAAAUCUAUAGAUAAGCCAAUUGACAAUCGUUUGAAUCUAGUACCAUAUAGUGACAGCGAUGAUGAAAAUUUUGAGGUAACUGAAACUACUGAAAGACUAAAUAAAACUACUCUGAAUGAAACUAGUGAAGAAGCAAAUAUUCAAACAUUGACAGAACCUCUACCACAACCAUUUCAACCAAUACAUCAACCUCUGCCAGAACAAUAUAUUGAGUAUUAUAACCCAUAUCAACUUUAUCAUUAUCCUAUUCCUGCACCAGUAGAACAUUAUCAACCUUUACAAUAUGGAAUAUCUCAGACUUUGCCAGAACAACCUCUAGAUUAUGUUCCUCAAUCUCAAUUUUAUCAACAAACAGUGCAAUACAAACCAGUACUUUACCCACUUCCACCUCAAUCUCAAGAAUUUCCACAUCCUUAUGUACCUAUACAACAACCUUACCAAACUGUACUGGAACAAUAUCAUCAUUAUCAACCUACUCAACCUCCACAGUAUCAACUAUAUGUACCACCUCAGUUACCAACACACCCAAUAGCACAAUAUCAGCCUGUACUUUAUCAACCUCAACCUCAACAACCUCCUCAAGGAUUUCAACCUCAACCUGUACAUUAUGAGCAACCAUAUCAACCAUCUUAUCAACCACAUCAAUAUCCAGGAUAUCAACCACCACAGCAACCAAUACAACCUGUACAACACCAUUAUCCUCCACCACAAAAAGAAGAAAAUGAAGCUGUUACUUAUCCUGAAAAGUUACAGACUGAAGAAAGUAAAAUUACUGAUAAAAGUGAUGAAUUAACUAAACCUACUCCUCCUACUGAACCUGAACCUACUGAAGAGCCUACUAAAACUAAACAACCAUCUACACCUACAACUCAAACUAUGGUUUAUGAAUCAAGUAAAUCACAUAAAAAGAGUAAAAAGGCUAAAUUUGUACCACAAGCUCCAAAAUCUAGUUUUUUAAGGGGUCACGUAUCAUAUAAUUCUGUUAUACCUGGAUAUCCCAGGUUAUCUCGACCGGUUUUACUACAUCCUAGACCUACUGUACCAUUAAGGCAUCCUUCAAAUCCUGGACCUGGUAUCUUAGGUCCAGCUCCUGGUACACUUAGAUUUCCUUCUCAUAUACUUUACAAACCGGGACUUCUGGAAAAUUUUCUUGAACCUAGAGAACCAACAACUCAAUCCAGCUCAGAUCAAUCUGAAGAAUCUACAGAGCCCACUCAACCUACAGAAACUAUACAGCCUACUGAAACUACUAAAGAACCUACUACUGAAUCAUCAAGCCAUCAACCAACUCAAGAAGAACCUACUAAAGAACCUACUAAAGAACCAACUCAACAUACUCAAUUAACUUCAGAACCAGAACAGUUACAGCCUGAAACUAUUCCAGUAGAAAUUGGAUCAGAUGAAGAUGAAGAACCUCCAGAAACACCAAGUGGACCUGGAGAUGGAGAUCAACCUCCAGAUAAACCUGAAGAAGGAGAAGGUGAGGAUGAAUCAGGAGAUGGAGAGGAUGGGGAAGAAAAAGAUGAAAAACAUGAAGUUGAAGACAUAAAAAAAUGUAAAGAAGUCAAAUUCUUAAAGAAGGAUCAGUAUGGAAACUUGGUUCGAAUGACAGAAAAAAAAGACUACAAGCUAAAACAUACAGGAUUCAACAAAAUAAAAUAUGAAAUAAUAGCAAACCUUGAACAAAUUCUAUGUGACGAAGAGGUUAUAUUUGAACAUAAAUCUGAUUUCCCUUAUACUAAAAUUUUAACUUAUAAUCGAACAGAAAAUGCAUUUGUAAUUAGUCGUAAAGGCGGAUUCGUGUUAAUUAAAAGAGUUAAUGGUAUAUGGAAACAAAUUGGGCGAAGGAUUCCCAGCUACAUAAAAAUGUAUAGUCAAGAUUCACAUGGAAACUAUGUUGAAUUAACGAAAGAAUAUUAUUAUAUUGAAAUGAGCCCCAGGGCUUCCAUUAAAUACACAUUUAUAACCGGUUUGGGUUGUAAAUUGAUAACUUUAAGAGGGGAAGUAAUCUGGACUAAAACCAACAUAGAUGAUUUUCCAUUAGCAUUUUCUUAUACCAAUCGGUUUGGUUUUUUAAUUUAUUUCCCAACUUAUGUUAGGACAUAUGUCAGAAAAAAUGGAACUUUUAAACUAUUAUAUACUAAAAAAAUUUCUGGAGCAUAA